This is a messenger RNA of Bombus pascuorum, 3025 nucleotides long. Its product is annotated as alpha-tubulin N-acetyltransferase-like. The record is from RefSeq and is a predicted model, not a curated record. The transcript has 8 exons. Gene Ontology annotation, cellular component: microtubule. Gene Ontology annotation, molecular function: tubulin N-acetyltransferase activity. Bases 866 to 2005 code for a protein of 379 amino acids. NCBI's taxonomy places the organism in Eukaryota, Metazoa, Arthropoda, Insecta, Hymenoptera, Apidae. Gene Ontology annotation, biological process: alpha-tubulin acetylation.
AAUUGAACGUACCGCUGGCCAGUAAACUGUGAGACUUCCACCGAUUCGUCAGGUGAAACGCCGUGUGAUUAUUAAAUUUCUCUUUUUAAUUACACCAUUGAAUAUCUUAGCCGUACGAUAAUUCACCGAAGUUAUUCAACUAUCCAAAAGUAUCCAGCCAUUUCGAUGUGUUUCUUCGACGCGGUUAGCUGUCACAUCGUCAACGAUACCACAGCAUAUCACCUAACUUCUCUUGCAACUUACUCAUUAUUAGUCGUGUUAGUAAAAAAGCGACGUCACAGCAGCUAUGGAUAUCAGUCGGUUACGAAUUGCCAAGUAAGUCUAACGUCCGUGUAGAACUGAUCGAUUCGAGGAAACGUUUGUGGUCUGAUGUAAAGCAUUCGUCAUCGUGUCAAGGAAACUGGUCAUUUUCAAGUUGUCGGAAGCGUAAUAAACAAGUUUCAUUACAAACAAAACAUCAAAUACACGACACUAAGAACACAGAAAUAUUAAGAAUCAAAUAUAGAAGUCAUCAUAAGGAAUAGAACCACGUGAUAACAAGAGACGUCGUGUGACAACGAGAGUGACACAUAAUAAACGAUCGAACAGUUUGAUAAUCAAGAAAAGCUGUUGGUGUAACAUGAACAAUUUUGAUGAGCGCAAAGUUAUAAUAUCGUAAUUCCCCCGGAAAAGAUGCAGUGAAGUUGGCUCGGUGGAUGCCAUUGACCGCCAUAUUCAGGAGAAUCGUUCGAGACAGUUUCGAAAAAAAACUGGAAGGUGGUAGAUCGCGUAAAGUGACAGCAGCGUCGAAAGGUUAAGGACCCGUUCGUUGAACGUAUUUUGCGACGUGGAAAUCGCAGUGAAACGCAGUGAAAAACCUGUCGAGAUGGAGUUCAAGUUCAACGUAAAUAAACUCUUGCCCAGAAAGAUCAACAAGGUCACGCAUACCCUCGUUCCAGAGGACUUCAGAGGUGAUCGCCGUGAAUUGAACGAAUGUCAGAGGCAGUUGAGCAGAGUUCUCGACGACAUGGGCGAGGCUUCUGCCAGAGCCCAAGGUCUGAACAAGUCAAUAACCAGCGCCGUAAAACUUCGAGAUACUGACCAUGUUGUUUAUUUAUUAGUUGACAAUGAAGCUAACAACGGACUGGGCAGCGUGGUGGGAUUGUUGAAGACCGGAUCGAAGAACCUCUUCAUGUUCGACGAGACUGGCGCUCAUUAUCAGCUGAAGCCAAGAUGCGUUUUGGACUUUUACGUUCACGAGUCACGGCAACGCAUGGGUCUUGGAAAUAUUCUCUACCAGCACAUGCUCUCCGAAGAGAAUAUUAGGCCUGUGAAAUUGGCGAUCGAUAGACCUUCAGAGAAGUUCUUAGCCUUCCUAGACAAAUACUACGGUCUCUCGAAGAUUAUUCCACAGAACAAUAAAUUUGUCGUUUUUCAAGGAUUUUUUGACGACGAACGUCAGGAUGUGAGGACAAAUAGAUACAGUUUACCUGCGAAGACCUCGAUUGACAUUGGUUCUUCUAGCAUCGUACAUAACAAUGUUGGAAAGAGUAACUCUAGCUUAAAUGGCGUUGCCUAUUCUUCCCCCGUUUCACGCGGUUCGUUUGGUAGAUACGCUGCGGCACGACCGCCUUGUUCCAUGGCAAAUAUAUUAAGCGAUUCCACUCCCAUGAAAACACCAGUUCAAUAUUCCCAAUAUCCUCUGCACAAUGGCAACACGUUCCUUUUACUCUUGUUUUCCGAUGAAAAACCGAGCACGCCGGCUGCGACUCAACUGAAACCGGAACGACCACGAUCGUUGAGCCUUUAUUCCGAAGAAGAACAGAAGCAACGUACAAGUGAAUUGUCAACAGUACCAACACCUGCUUUACCAGACUAUCAACCAACUCCAUUAGCUACCAUUUUACGAGAAACAGAGAAAACCGAAAAAAAUAUGAAACCAUCACCCUCGUGUAGCCAAGAAGUAGCUGGUACCAAUCAACAUACUCGAUUAGAUUUAAAAUUUUAUCAUUCUCCUUUAUGGUAAACGAAAACAAUGGAACGAUAUUAGAAUUAUAUCAUCUGCAUGUGCGACAAAAUUAAGAACGCUUUACCUCUGAUAAUAAAGUAUCAGUGGAAAGAUGAUUAAUAAUAAGCUUGAUGAAAAUUGGACAGCUGUGGUAAUUGAGGUAAACGUUAUGUAUUAGUUUAUAUGGCAAGGCGAAAAACGUGUAUUAUAAUUGAUAAAAUCAAUUGUUUUUACUUUCUAUGAGAACAAUUAACAGAUUAUCAUUGGCUAUCGUUAAUUUAUUCGUAUAUUAUGGGAUUGCACUUUGAAUAAAAGACACAGAAACUUUUUAAUACUUAGUUUACUAUGGCUAAUAACUUGAAACAUGAGAAGAAAUUAUAAAAGUUACAUCUCCAGACAAAUAAAAUUCAAAUGCUGAUAAUUUUUCGCACUUUUUCGAGCUCUAAUUAGGUUUAGCAUUAUAUUGAAAAAAAGUAUUGGAAAUCUUUAUGCGCUUUUAAUUUGAACUCUAAUACCAAUAUAGCAGAAUACCAACGCUGAAAAUGAAUAUCUAAUCGAUAUGUUUCAAUUGACUGAAACGAUGAUAAUAUUGAAAUUGUUAGUAAGUUAUCGUAGGAAACCAGAUUAAUAUCGUAGUACACGACUGACGUUCAUAACGUGUAGAUUGCAUAUAUACAUAUAUAUAGGCUGGCUUGUAAUUUUAUACGUAGAUAAAAAUGGUACGAGACAUUUUUCAUAUAUUACAAAUGUAGCGAUACGUAAUUUGUACAAUAAACUUAUCAUUCCCCUUUUUUUUACAUUACAUACUGAACUCUAAAGGAAUCUUUUAUUAUUCCUUUUUAAUCUCGUCAAGUUCAACAUUUAUUGGAACAAAGACGAUUAUUAUAAAAUAUAUUUAUUGAUUAUGCUCUACAACCUUUGUAUUUUCUAUUAUCAGAUUCGUAAAAAUUUACGAUAUUGCUAGGACAAGGUGGAACCUGAAAUUGUUGUCAAUAAAAAUAUAUUAUGUGAUAAGAAAAUAAAAGUAUAUAAAUAUGA